GGCCACUGUCCCGCUCCGCUCCGUUCCCUCCGGUCCGCUCUAGGCUUGUGCCUCCGGCGGCGGCGAAUCUGCCGGGCCGGUCCCGCCGCUAGCGCGGUUUGGGCGGUUGUCAGGGAGAAGCAAGAUGGCGGCCGCGGCGACGGAGGAGGACACGGAGCUGCGGGACCUGCUGGUGCAGACGCUGGAGAGCAGCGGGGUGCUCAAUAAGAUUAAGGCAGAGUUACGAGCAGCUGUGUUUUUGGCUUUAGAAGAACAAGAGAAAGUAGAGAACAAAGCACCUCUGGUAAAUGAAAGCUUGAAAAGUUUUUUAGGUACAAAGGAUGGUCGCUUGGUAGCAGGUCUUGUUGCAGAAUUUCUACGUUUUUUCAAUCUUGAUUUUACUUUAGCUGUUUUUCAGCCUGAAUCAAGCACGCUAAAUGGCCUUGAUGGUCGAGAAAAUUUAGCUCGAGAUUUGGGAAUUAUGGAAGCAGAAGGUACUGUGGGUGGCCCCCUGUUGUUGGAGGUUGUUAGGAAGUGUCAGCAGAAGAAGACUUCAGGUGGUGGAGAAGUGGCACCAGUUCUAAGUGACAGCCAGUGCCCCACAUCAAAAUCAUCUGAUGGACAGUCAAGUGCACACUCUAUACCAAAUAAGGCUGCUGAAAACACUCAGAGUGAUACAAGUAUCUCAUCAGGGGAAGCAAGCAAAAAAAGUAUUCAUUUUUUGCCUAAUGAAACAAAACUAGAUCCUCAACUAGAAAACAAAGACUUGAAUACCAAAGAAAAAAGUGAUCCAGUUGUGGAUGAAGAUGAUGCAGAGGGAGAUUCUUUCUUUGAUGACCCUGUACCCAAACCAGAAAAAACUUUCAGCUGGAAAACUGAGGCUAAAGCAGGAGGUCUAGCAUCCCUUUCUGAUGCACCAGCUCUAAAAAGUGGCUUAAGCUCCCUGACUGGUGCACCUUUGCUAAAGGAUUCUGAUAAUUUGGAUAGAAACUCUGUUUUAAAAGACCUGCGGUUGGUGAACGCAAAGCUGGGAUCACUAGAAUUAGGAAAUGGAGAUGAUGAUGAAUAUGCGGAUGAUUUCAACAGUACGAGUCAUCGCUCAGAAAAAAGUGACAUCAGUAUUGGUGAAGAAAUAGAUGAACUUUCUGUGGGAACAGAAGAGUCAAAUGCCAGUGAUAAACUCGAAAGCAUCACACAAGACCUUACCAUUUCUCAGUUAAGCGACGUUGCAGAUUACCUAGAAGACGUGGCAUAGAAUUGGACAGCAAAAAUCUUUCAUUGUGCUGGACUAGAAGACUGCUGUGGACUAUUAAUUUCAGACAAUCACCUUUUGCUGGAAUGUCCACUCCCUAUUUGUGCCUUGUGUUUCAAAAAUACUAUUGGUGAAGAAGGUUUUUAAAUAUUCUGAACAAGAACUACAUGAAAUGUGUUCCCAUUUGAGUCUGAUAUCAGAAUUACUUUCUUCAUUUGAUUCAGCCAAACCUUUCACAGAAGGAGGUGGAUUUUCCAAGCAGAAUGUCCAUUGCUGGCAGUGGACAUAAUAAAAACCAACUGGUAAGAGAACAUCAAGAAAGAGGCAUGUGGCUUUAUAGUGAACUUGCACUGUUGUUUUAACAGUCUCAGAUUUUUUUUUUUAAAGAUAACCAAAGCAAGAACCUUCAAAGGUAGUGGUUCAACUCACACUUCUUUUAACACAACCUUGUCAAGUCAGCAUGUAGUCCGUAUUUAUGGUAACUCUAGCCACAAUACCUGAUUACUCCAGACUUACUUGAAACUGUUCUUUUACAGACUCCUCUGAAAGUUGGACUUUACCUUUUUUAAAGGCAUAUUAAGUUGAGAGUACCUAAACUCUUUAACCUAAAUUUAGCUACAUUUAGGAGCUAAAUUUAGCACUAGUCUUAACCCAGAAUAUUCUUGUUUAAAUAUGUUUGUCAGACCAUUGAUGUUAAGACCUAAGCUGUUUUUAUAUAUGACAAUUUCAUCUAUGUUAUUUGUUGUUAAAUCACGAAAAGUAAUUUUGUAAGGAUUCACAAAUCAGUAACUAAAUCUUAUGGGGUAAGUUUUUAACAGUGUGUAAUACUUAGUGGAGCUUUUAUUUUUGAGGGUUCUUCAUGUGCUAUAAGAUCAUUUUCAUUCUUGAAAAAUAUUUUAAGUAAAAAUGAGCGCCAAAAAGAGAAACUACUAAACUUCUGGUUUUCAGAUUCUGACUGCUGUACAAAGUUUAAUGCAAAUAUUUAAAAAUACCAUACUGAAGACAUUAUGGACACUAAGUUCUAGCUAAGAGCAAAUUCUUGUAUUUUCACAAUGCUCUUGCAGAACAGGGUCAGUCCUGGCAAGGUUGACAGUUCUUCAAUGAUUCUGUUACAAGUGGCACUGCUAUAAUGUGUAGGUCAUGGACAUUUGUAAUAUUAAAACAAGACUUCAAAAUGUGCACUUUCUGAACAUUGUGAACACAUCUGGAAAAUAGACAUGUAAGUGAAUAUAAAUAAUUUUAUUUUUAACUUAGUUUUCUUUUUUUGAAGAUUUGUAAUUUUAUUUUUCAGAAACACUGUUGGCCUGUCAUGAGUAGUAACCACAGUGGAAGUAACAUGCUAAACUAAAGCCAUUGGUUAAGCAUUUAAAGCUGCUACUAUCACUAGAAGCUGACUUAAAUGUUUUUUUGCACUGGGCCAGCAGGCCUGGAGCAGUGCUAUGAAGUUAGGCUUGUACAUUACAUAAAUGAUUUGAGAGGAGACAGCAAAAGUGUGCCUUUUAUUUAUGUGCACCCCAAAAAUAGCCAGCAAAAAAGCAUUGGAGUAUUUAGUCAUGGUGUUGACUUGUAACUUUGUGCCAUAUUGUAGCAGCUGAGCGCAGAGGAGAAUUUUUUCACCCCAGGAAGUCAAUGUGCCAUAACUUCAGAUAGGAACAAUACUGUAACAUAUGAUAUAGCCUAUGUAAAAAAUUCAUUUAAGGUUACGGGAACCUGUGCCUCAAGAUAAUGUAAAUGGAGAAGUUUGGAUUAGACUUUUUUCCUUUCUUUUUUCUUAAGAAGAGUAUCAGCAUGUCUGAAGGAAAUAAAAUUUCACAUGAACA
This is a messenger RNA of Zonotrichia leucophrys gambelii, 3051 nucleotides long. RefSeq names its product centrosomal protein 43 (gene CEP43). Gene Ontology annotation, cellular component: centrosome. Gene Ontology annotation, biological process: microtubule anchoring. The coding region runs from base 125 to 1234 and encodes 369 amino acids. NCBI's taxonomy places the organism in Eukaryota, Metazoa, Chordata, Aves, Passeriformes, Passerellidae. Gene Ontology annotation, molecular function: protein binding. The transcript is spliced from 12 exons. The record is from RefSeq and is a predicted model, not a curated record.